Phaeoacremonium minimum UCRPA7 is the source of this 1296-nucleotide messenger RNA. Its product is annotated as putative fad binding domain protein. The record is from RefSeq and is a predicted model, not a curated record. NCBI's taxonomy places the organism in Eukaryota, Fungi, Ascomycota, Sordariomycetes, Togniniales, Togniniaceae. Bases 1 to 1296 code for a protein of 431 amino acids. The transcript has 5 exons. Gene Ontology annotation, molecular function: monooxygenase activity; FAD binding. Gene Ontology annotation, biological process: secondary metabolite biosynthetic process.
AUGCAUCCUCGAGCUGGGGUCCAGCUCGACAUCAUUGUUGUCGGCGCAGGAUUAAGCGGUCUUGCAGCGUCCAUCGCGGCCGCCUUGUCCGGACACUACGUAACGGUCAUCGAAUCCGCCCAGGAGCUCCGGGAGGUCGGCGCUGGGCUGCAGGUCACCCCAAACUCCUCAAGAAUACUGAAGAGAUGGGAUGUGUCAGAACGUCUUUGGAGAUCCGUUGCCGAACCAACCUCUUUGACUGUGCAUCGGUACUCGGGCAAGAUUCUUGCGCAUGAGCCCGAAUUCAACAAGAAGAUUCUCUACAAGUACAAGUCGCCUUUUAUCGACGUGCACCGUGUCGAUCUUCAACUGUCCCUAUACGAUCGUGCCAGGGAGUUAGGCGUACAAUUCAAACUUGGUGAAAAGGUCAGCAAUAUCGAUUUUAGUGUCCCAGAAGUCAUAACCGAGUCGGGCCUGAAGACAAAAGCCGACCUUAUCAUCGCUGCGGACGGCCUGUGGUCCCAAUGCCGUGCCUGCGCCUUCGGGAGAAGUGAUCCACCACGACCCACUGGCGACUUGGCGUACCGUCUUGUGAUUGACCUGGAUCAGAUAAGUGAGCCUAAGUUAAGAGACUGGGUCAGCAACCCUACCGUGCAUUUCUGGAUUGGACCUGGCUCUCAUGCCGUUGGAUAUUCCCUGCGAGCUGGAAAGCAGUAUAACAUCGUGCUCCUUGUUCCGGAUGAUCUUCCCGAGGGCGUAAGCAAACAGCCUGGAUCUGUAGAGGAAAUGAAGGCAUUGUUCAAGGGCUGGGAUCCAACUCUUAGCCGAUUUCUGGAUAUGGUCGAUCAUGUUGACAAAUGGAGACUGAUGCACAUUGACGAGCUCCCCUCCUGGGUUAAUGAGAAGGCGAACCUCGUCUUUGUGGGCGAUGCAUGCCAUCCCAUGCUGCCAUAUCUCGCUCAGGGGGCAAACUCGGCUAUUGAAGAUGGAGCUGUUCUGGGUCUCCUCCUCGGCCACAUCAGGUCCAAAUGCCAGCUACCUAAAGCUUUAAAGAUGUACGAGAGGCUACGGAAGGCUAGAGGGGAUGCUAUUGUCAAAGAAGCGUUCAAACAGCGUAACGAUUUCCAUCUGCCAGACGGGCCAGCACAGGAAGUACGAGACAAUAUAUUCCUCUCGCAGCUGGGUAAAGAGCUGGAGGGCCCCUUUCCUAGCAGAUGGACAUGCCCUGUUGUUCAGCCCUGGCUAUAUGGCUACGACGCUUACGAUGAGGUGGAGAAAUCGUUGAAGGCGGAACAUAGAGGCGACAACAACAUCUAG